AUGACACGUGUUAUCUUAGUGACAUGUGUCAAAUUCGUGUUGCCAGCUGUGUUUAGUGGCCCUAUAAAUUUGCAUGGCACGGCUUCUUACGGUCUCUUUAGAGCUUUUCCUAAGAUCCGAGCUCCUCCGAGAACUCUUGCGGUGGUGAUUGGUCGGAAAAACUCUAGCGUCUUUUUUGCCUCAUCGGUUAAUAACCAUUCUAAGGGAAGAAACGGUCCAGUAGAGAAAGCGAGAGACUCAAGGGCUGAUUUGGCUAAUGAUUCAAGGAAAUGGAGAGAAGAAUCUGGCGAAGACUUAGAGGCUUGCAAAGAACAAGCUAAGGACAAAGCUUAUGAUAUGGAAGACAAGACGAAAGAAAACGCUAAGGACCAAGCUCAUAAUGCGAAAGAUAAGGCGGAAGAGGCUAAGGAUAAAGUGAACGAAGGAGCGAGUAGAGCAGCUGGUAAAGCUUACGAGACAAAAGAGAAGGCCAGGGACAAAGCUUAUGAUGUGAAAGAGAAGACAAAAGAUUCUGCUGGAAAGGCCAAGGAUAAAGUGAAUGAAGGAGCAAGUAGAGCAGCUGAUAAAGCUUACCAGACGAAAGAGAAGGCUAAGGACAAAGCUUAUGAUGUGAAAGAGAAGACGAAAAAUAAAGCGGAAGAGACUAAAGAUAGAGCCAAAGAAUAUGAAGAGGAUUCAAAUGAGAAAUCAGAGGAUUUGGUUCACGGGUUUAAGGAAAAGGCUCAAGAUGUUGGGGAAAAGACUAUGGAGACCGUGAAAAAUGCGUGGGAGAUGGCGAAGAGCAUGGCUCAGAAGGUUACAGAGGCAGUGGUUGGGUCCGGUGAGGAGGCGGAUAAGGCGCGGGAUGAUGUUGAUAAGGGCGUCGAAGAUUUGUCGAAAAAGGGUAAGGAAAAUUGGAAAGACGAUGAUGAUGAUCUAAAGGGGUUCUAAGUUCAUCAAUAUAUAUAUAUAUAUAUAUAUAGAUAUUUACUAGUCAAAAGUGUUCCUCUUUGUGUUUGAAGUUUUCUGUUUCAGAACUUUGACAGCAAGUUUUCAGAGCUUUUACAGUCUCUCUCCUAGGUUUGAGAUUGAUCUGUAAGAGAUAUCAUGUGAUCGUCAAAGACUAAAGUCUAAAUUCUACUUAAUAGAGUAAGGAGUCAUGAAUAAGAGAGAAUAAUAUUUUACUUCACACUCAAGUAAAGAAACUUCGAGUGUGGUUGGUUCUGUUGGUCUUGGCUUCCAGAUUUAAGAGAAAAGUAGAACUUGACUCGCACACCAGUGUGGAUGUUUGAUUUAACUUAUUUUCAACCUAGAUUCCUACACCGUUGGUUUUAUAAAAAAAAUAAUAUAUAUUUUUAUGUUUUAUAAUUUACAUAUAGAGUAAAAUAUAUUAUUAUAUUUGUACAUAAUAUUAUAUUUAAAAUUUUGUAAUUUGAUGCAAUUUGAAGUAAUUGUACUAUUCAUA
Messenger RNA from Raphanus sativus (radish), 1444 nucleotides. RefSeq names its product late embryogenesis abundant protein 14-like. The transcript has 3 exons. NCBI's taxonomy places the organism in Eukaryota, Viridiplantae, Streptophyta, Magnoliopsida, Brassicales, Brassicaceae. The coding region runs from base 1 to 930 and encodes 309 amino acids. The record is from RefSeq and is a predicted model, not a curated record.